Messenger RNA from Balaenoptera musculus (blue whale), 2060 nucleotides. It is a transcript of the gene PRPS2, whose product is annotated as phosphoribosyl pyrophosphate synthetase 2. Bases 120 to 1076 code for a protein of 318 amino acids. Gene Ontology annotation, cellular component: cytoplasm; ribose phosphate diphosphokinase complex. NCBI's taxonomy places the organism in Eukaryota, Metazoa, Chordata, Mammalia, Artiodactyla, Balaenopteridae. The record is from RefSeq and is a predicted model, not a curated record. The transcript has 7 exons. Gene Ontology annotation, molecular function: magnesium ion binding; ribose phosphate diphosphokinase activity. Gene Ontology annotation, biological process: 5-phosphoribose 1-diphosphate biosynthetic process; purine nucleotide biosynthetic process; ribonucleoside monophosphate biosynthetic process.
GCUCCUCUUAGCUCCGCUCCUGCCGGUGUCCGCCAGUCGCGCUUUCCAGCUCUCGCCGCCGGCUGCCGUGUUACCGCCGCCUCCGCCGCCCCGCGCCGCUUGGAGCCCCGCGCCUGACCAUGCCCAACAUCGUGCUCUUCAGCGGCAGCUCGCACCAGGACCUGUCCCAGCGCGUGGCCGACCGGCUGGGCCUGGAGCUGGGCAAGGUGGUCACCAAGAAGUUCAGCAACCAGGAGACCAGCGUCGAGAUUGGCGAAAGUGUGAGGGGAGAAGAUGUGUACAUCAUCCAGAGUGGCUGCGGAGAAAUCAACGACAACCUGAUGGAACUCCUCAUCAUGAUCAACGCCUGCAAGAUCGCGUCGUCCUCCAGGGUGACCGCCGUGAUCCCGUGCUUCCCCUACGCCCGCCAAGACAAAAAGGACAAGAGUCGUGCUCCGAUUUCGGCGAAACUUGUGGCCAAUAUGCUCUCGGUCGCUGGGGCGGAUCACAUCAUCACCAUGGACCUGCAUGCCUCUCAGAUCCAGGGGUUCUUUGAUAUCCCUGUGGAUAACUUGUACGCGGAGCCCGCAGUCCUGCAGUGGAUUCGGGAGAACAUCACCGAGUGGAGAAACUGCAUCAUUGUUUCACCUGACGCCGGGGGCGCCAAAAGGGUCACGUCAAUCGCAGACAGGUUGAAUGUGGAAUUUGCCUUGAUUCACAAGGAGAGGAAGAAGGCCAAUGAAGUGGACCGGAUGGUGCUGGUGGGCGACGUGAAGGACCGCGUGGCCAUCCUUGUGGAUGACAUGGCCGACACAUGUGGCACCAUCUGCCACGCUGCGGACAAGCUACUCUCGGCCGGAGCCACCAAAGUUUAUGCUAUCCUUACCCAUGGGAUCUUCUCUGGGCCAGCUAUUUCCAGAAUAAAUAAUGCCGCCUUUGAGGCUGUUGUUGUGACAAACACUAUUCCCCAAGAGGACAAAAUGAAACACUGCUCCAAGAUUCAGGUUAUUGACAUUUCAAUGAUCUUGGCCGAGGCGAUUCGAAGGACCCACAACGGUGAAUCUGUGUCUUACCUGUUCAGCCACGUCCCACUGUAAAUCCAGGAUGUGAGGUGUGGAAGCAAGCCUGCUCUGGCUUCUGACUUGCGUGCAUUUGUCUGAUUUAUUAGCUUUAGGACUAAGCAGUUAUAUUAAUGCAAAAGCAUCAGGUCUUUGUAUACUCCGAGGUCCACUGGUUUUCCCCCUCUUAAAGCUCUCGACCAUUUAUUUUCAGUUUGGUGGGGAGGGCAGUGGUUAUUUGAUCUUUAAGUGAGCAGUCUUAAAUGAGAAAUGUUUUUGUUAUCUUGAUUUGUUCUGAUAGGUGACCUUUUUUUCCUUUGUUCUGUCACUGCUUUGAGGCCACAACUUUCAAGUUUAUAAUUCCAUUGUGGAAGUUCAUAGUUUAUGUAUUUCAGGGUUACCAAAGGUCACCUCAGAUUAAAGCCUCUGUGUAAAUAUAGAAUGAUAAUGCCUAUGGACAUUUGGGUGAAACCCUGUAGAGAAUUAGCCUUUUGCUUCUAAGUGAACCUUAGAGAAUUUAUAAUACCCUGAGUUUUGAGUAUUUGUUUUAGUGAGCAGGUUUCCAAUAAGCCAUUUUGGUUAUUAUGCUUAAUUUGGACCAAAUUUUAUGUAGCUGAAGAUGGCCACUGACACGUUUAUUUCUGGUAAACAUUAGACAUAUCAGAGGCAAUGUAGUUCAGUAUUUUUUUAUUACCACUUCUAAAAAUCGUAACUGUCACUUCUCUGAAAUACCUUGUUCUAAAAUUCCAAAAUUAUGUUCAGCAAUAGAGCUGACUGAGAAACUGUUUUGAGGUAGUCUGCAAGUUCAGUGUCACAUCCGUGCUGUGUCCAUCCCAGAUACACCUCAUGUCCUGCCAUCUUUUUUUUAAUGUCCUGUUUUUAGCUCUAGCUUUUACUUUGCCUUUUUUCCAAGAGUUUCAUGUUGUGGAUUUCCAUCACAACAAAGACUUCUUCCCUAAGUCCCCUCACAUUUACUAGUCUGAUCUCUGUUUUGCUUUUGACAUGAGAAAAAGGUGAAUUGUU